AUGGCGCCAAGCAAGAUUAGAAGAGCAUUAGGAGCUGUGAAGGACAAGACAAGCAUAGGGUUGGCCAAGGUGGGUAGCAGCAAUUCCUUGUCGGAUUUGGAAGUGGCCAUCGUGAAAGCCACACGACAUGAAGAAUACCCAGCUGAGGAGCGCCAUGUGCGAGAGAUUCUAAGCCUCACAUGCUACUCAAAAGCUUACAUAAGUGCAUGUGUUAAUACGUUGUCUAGGCGAUUGAACAAGACAAAGGAUUGGACGGUGGCACUCAAAACACUAAUGUUAAUACAACGUUUGGUGUCGGAAGGGGAUCCCGCUUACGAGCAAGAGAUCUUUUUCUCGACGAGGCGUGGGACGAGGUUUCUAAACAUGUCGGAUUUUAGGGAUACUUCUGAAUCGAAUUCUUGGGAUUAUUCUGCGUUUGUUCGUACUUAUGCUUUGUACCUUGAUGAAAGGCUUGAGUAUAGGAUGCAAAGUCGGAGGGGGAGAAGGAGUGCGUUUGGAUUGCAAGAGGAAGAAGACCAACAACAAAAUAGUAAUAGAAAGAGUAAUAGUAGUAAUACCAACAAUGACGAUGACGAUGACAAUGAUAAUAAUAAGGUCAUUGUGAUAAGAGUCACACCGUUACAUGAAAUGACAACUGAACAAAUAUUUUCAAAGACACAACAUUUGCAACAGCUUCUUGAACGCUUUUUGGCUUGUCGUCCAACAGGUGCUGCAAAGAUAAACAGAGUGGUGUUAGUGGCAUUAUAUCCGAUCGUAAAGGAGAGUUUCCAAAUAUAUUAUGACAUAACCGAAACUAUGGGAAUCCUAAUUGAUCGUUUCAUGGAUUUGAAGAUCCGCGACUGUGUCAGAGUAUAUGAGAUUUUCUGUCGUGUUGGGAAGCAAUUUGAUGAACUAGAAAUAUUCUAUUCUUGGUGUAGAAGCAUUGGAAUUGCUCGUUCUACAGAGUACCCAGAAGUCGAAAAGAUUACUCCCAAGAAACUCGAAGUCAUGGAUGAGUUUAUCAAGGACAAGUCUGCCUUGGCUCAAUGCCUAAGAAAUGGAGGAGAUGAAGUGGAAAUCACAGAGGAAGACGAAGACAAAGACGAAGACGAAGAACAAGAACACAAACACGAACACGACAUGAAUUCCAUUAAAGCUCUUCCACCACCUGAGAGCUUCAAGGAAGAACAAAUAGCAUUAUUAGUGAACGAAGAGAAUCAAAAUAAUGAGAUGAAAGCAAAAGAGAAGAGGGAUGAACAUCAUCCUAUGAUGGGUGAUUUCUUGAACCUUGAUGAGGAGCAUCAAAUGACAAGAGAAGAAAAUGCAGAGCAAUUGGCGUUUGCUUUAUUCGAUGGAAGUGCUCCGAUUAUCGACGCUUCGGUACCAGCUCUACCGUGGGAAGCCUUUAGCGACGACACACCAGAUUGGGAAACUGCAUUGGUUCAAUCAGCAAGCAGUUUAUCAAAUCAAAGAACUGACCUUGGUGGAGGUUUUGAUAUGCUUCUUUUGGAUGGCAUGUAUAAGCAAACAACAAGGAUGCCAACAGUGGCUGGCUCAGGUUAUGGGGUGAGUGGCAGUGCAAGCAGCAUGGCACUUGGGUCUGCAGGGAGGCCAGCCAUGCUUGCAUUGCCAGCCCCUUCGACCUCGGAAGGAGGUGUGGUGAGCUCAUCCUCAGUCAUGAGCGACCCGUUUGCCGCAUCGGUGGCUGUGGCACCUCCGGCAUAUGUUCAGAUAUCGGAGAUGGAGAGGAAGCAGAAGCUGUUGGUGGAGGAGAAGCUCAUGUGGCAGCAAUAUGCAAGGGAUGGGAGACAAAUACAGCCCAACCCUUAUACAGGAGGCUACACACACAGUUACUAGGGUUUUG
Molecule: messenger RNA, 1843 nt
Organism: Cucurbita maxima (winter squash)
Lineage: Eukaryota; Viridiplantae; Streptophyta; Magnoliopsida; Cucurbitales; Cucurbitaceae
Product: putative clathrin assembly protein At1g03050
Exons: 2
Coding region: 1-1836 (611 amino acids)
Biological process (GO): clathrin coat assembly; clathrin-dependent endocytosis; vesicle budding from membrane
Cellular component (GO): clathrin-coated pit; clathrin-coated vesicle
Molecular function (GO): clathrin heavy chain binding; phosphatidylinositol-4,5-bisphosphate binding; 1-phosphatidylinositol binding
Source: RefSeq, a predicted model, not a curated record